CUCAAUCAGUCCUUACUUUAUACAUCUUUACAUUAUUUACAUUACUGACUUACUGUCUUGUAGGAUCAGCAGAGGGCAGCACCAACACUCACCGGCUACCUUCCCCAGCAACUCCUCUCAGUAAGGAUGAUUGUGACUAGGAUUAUCCCUGAAGCCCGGACCCUACAGACAGUCCUCCGCCGCAACUAUGGAGUAUCAGCUGUCCUGAUGAAGAAGGUGGCUGACCCCAUCCAGCAGCUCUUUGUUGACAAAAUUCAUGAGUACAACCAGAAGAGCAAGACUGCUGGAGGGAAGCUGGUGGAUGCCACACCUGCCAUUGAGAAACAGAUGCAGCAGGAAUUGGACAAAGUCGCUCGGCAAUACGGAGGUGGAGAAGGGGUUGACAUGACUAAGUUUCCCAAUUUCAAAUUUGAAGAUCCAAAGGUGGAUAUGUCCUGAGCUGUCAAGACCAUUCUCAUUGCUUGUAAAAAGUGUAUUUUUACCAUUAAAAUGGCAUCACAUAAAAGAUGUAUAUGUAUUAAAUAAAAUAGAAUAGACA
This is a messenger RNA of Portunus trituberculatus (swimming crab), 538 nucleotides long. It is a transcript of the gene ATPsynCF6, whose product is annotated as ATP synthase-coupling factor 6, mitochondrial-like. Lineage: Eukaryota; Metazoa; Arthropoda; Malacostraca; Decapoda; Portunidae. The coding region runs from base 127 to 438 and encodes 103 amino acids. The record is from RefSeq and is a predicted model, not a curated record. Gene Ontology annotation, molecular function: proton transmembrane transporter activity. The transcript has 4 exons. Gene Ontology annotation, biological process: proton motive force-driven ATP synthesis.